AUGCAUUUCUCAAUCCACGCCAUCCUCGUCGGCCUCCUUGGCUUUGCAAGCGUCUCCACAGCACUGCCAGUUACCAACUUAUCUGGCCCAGCCCUGCUUGAACUUAUCAACGGCACAGAACCGGUCUUGUCAAACAACACAGAAGCCUUCCUAUGGCUCGUGGAGCCACCCGAGGAUCACCCCUGGCUCGUGGAGCCACCCGAGGAUCAUCCCUCGCUCGUGGCGCGAGGUCUGCCGCCCCGUAACAGGAAGUUUGCGGACCACAUGGAGAACUACGGCGAGACCCUCCCUGAGUGCUACAAGAAAUGCUUGCGCUCGGAGGAUGGCAAAUCGUCGAUACAUAUGGGCCAGGAUACGCUCGGGCAGAUUUGCGGGAAGAAAUGGAUCUUGUUCAAGUGGUGGAGCGAACAUCACAUUUAUUAUUGCGUCAAUGGGAAGGGCGGGUGCACGAAUAAGGGCCAACACCAGAAGGCUUACGAGUGGUUGCAGUGGACGUGUGAUUACAAGCUACCAUGA
Messenger RNA from Diaporthe amygdali, 516 nucleotides. RefSeq lists its product as uncharacterized. NCBI's taxonomy places the organism in Eukaryota, Fungi, Ascomycota, Sordariomycetes, Diaporthales, Diaporthaceae. Bases 1 to 516 code for a protein of 171 amino acids. The record is from RefSeq and is a predicted model, not a curated record. The transcript has 3 exons.